CCUUUUCAAGGACAUGUCCAAGGGAAUUGAUUCUAUAACGAAGCUGGAAAAGCUGGUCCAGAAAACGUCAAAUUCAGUUAAGCUUAGUAAGCUUAUCCAAGACGCUCGGCGGUUUAUCAUAUAUCACAAGGGAGUAAUUAAGCAAAGUCCGCUUCAGGCAUAUGCGUCUGCACUCCUGUUCAGCCCAGAAGGUAGCAUAAUCAGACGCCUUUUCAAGGAAGAAGAGCCGAGGUGGGCAACAAUAAAACCGGCCGUUGGCAAUGUAUGGAGUGCUUGCCUGCAGACGCUCGAGGGCUAUAGCGGCUCUGUUAGGUCAGUAACCUUCUCUCCCGACUCGACCCGGCUGGCGUCGGCGUCGGGUGACAAGACCGUCAAGAUCUGGGAUCCGACCAGCGGCAACUGCCUGCAGACGCUCGAGGGCCAUAGCAGCUCGGUUAACUCAGUAACCUUCUCUCCCGACUCGACCCGGCUGGCGUCGGCGUC
Messenger RNA from Aplosporella prunicola CBS 121167, 483 nucleotides. RefSeq lists its product as uncharacterized. Gene Ontology annotation, biological process: negative regulation of transcription by RNA polymerase II. The transcript has 2 exons. Gene Ontology annotation, cellular component: transcription repressor complex; nucleus. NCBI's taxonomy places the organism in Eukaryota, Fungi, Ascomycota, Dothideomycetes, Botryosphaeriales, Aplosporellaceae. Gene Ontology annotation, molecular function: protein binding. The record is from RefSeq and is a predicted model, not a curated record. The annotation marks the transcript as partial.